AUAGUGAAGCAAUAUAAGCCUUUGCUCCCCAUUUUUCGCCAAUUGCAGAAUCAGAAGUGAAAUUUGAUUCACUGCUGAAAGUGUAGAGACUUGUUUCUGAACUCGUUCAAGGCUGAUCUACCCACGAUCUGCGCGACCUUCUCCCAUCAGCCAUGAAUUUGUGCCCUGCUGUGAAGAACAUUCUCCUUCUUGAUUCAGAAGGGAACCGUGUCGCAAGCAAGUUCUUUACAGAUGACUGGCCAACUAAUAAAGCAAAAGAAGCUUUUGAGAAGGCUGUAUUCACCAAGACUCAGAAGACAAAUGCCCGAACUGAAGCUGAGAUAACUAUGUUCGAGGACAACAUCAUUGUGUACAAGUUUGUUCAGGACCUGCACUUUUUUGUUACUGGGGGUGAAGAUGAAAAUGAAAUGAUCUUGGCCACUGUUCUUCAGGGAUUCUUUGAUGCUGUUGCUAUUCUACUCAGGGACAAUGUUGACAAGAGGGAGGCGCUCGAGAAUCUGGACCUCAUUUUGUUAUGCAUUGAUGAAAUUGUUGAUGGCGGCAUUAUUCUGGAAACUGAUGCAAGCAGCAUUGCAAGUAAAGUUUCAACCAACAGUAUUGAUUCUGCAGCACCACUAUCUGAGCAGACUCUAAGUCAAGCAUUGACAACUGCGCGCGAGCAUUUUGUGAGAUCCCUUUUACAGUGAUGAUAAGGCUUCUAGUUGAAAAUAUUGAACGGAGGUAGACAGAUAAUUGACUCCGGAUUAUGCUGCAUGAGACUUGAUAUGAUUUAGUUCCAACAGUUUCGCAAGAUGUUGCUUUUUUCGUGUUCUCUUGUCGAUUGUAUUCACUUCACGAUGGCAUCCAGAUUCCGGCCCUUGACUGCUUGCUAGACAUUAUUAUAUAAGAAUUGCGCGACUCAUGCUUUGUUUCUGUUAA
Molecule: messenger RNA, 918 nt
Organism: Salvia hispanica
Lineage: Eukaryota; Viridiplantae; Streptophyta; Magnoliopsida; Lamiales; Lamiaceae
Product: coatomer subunit zeta-1-like
Biological process (GO): intra-Golgi vesicle-mediated transport; retrograde vesicle-mediated transport, Golgi to endoplasmic reticulum; intracellular protein transport
Cellular component (GO): COPI vesicle coat
Source: RefSeq, a predicted model, not a curated record